CCGCAGGUGUCCCGGAGUUACCUCUUCUUUUGGCGUUUCUAUUUUUUUUUUUUUUUAGUGUGAAACUGACUGCACCCGCAAAACCCUGAUUUGUCUCUUCAAGUUAUCUGCGUGUGGCAGGUCCAGUUUUCCUCUCCGGGGCGUUUCUUUUAAAAAAAAACAUCAAAACGGAGCCGAACGAGGACGACGGACAACGACCCUCUCUCACUUCUGCAAUCAUGAUGUCGAUGAACAGCAAGCAGCCUUUCAGUAUGCACCCCAUCCUGCACGAACCCAAAUACACUCCUCUGCACUCCAGCUCCGAGGCCAUCCGCAGAGCCUGUCUUCCCACACCGUCGCUUCAGGGCAACAUCUUCGCCGGCUUUGAUGAGACGUUGCUGCAGAGAGCCGAGGCUCUGGCCGCCGUGGACAUUGUUGCACAGAAAAGCCACCCGUUCAAGCCAGACGCGACCUACCACACCAUGACCACAAUGACCAGCAUGACCUGCACCCCGACUUCCUCUUCCGCACACCUGCACCACCCGUCAGUGCUCACCUCCCAUCAUCACCCGGCGCACCACCAGCCGGCGCAGGGCUUGGAGGGCGACUUGUUGGACCACCUCACGCCGGGUAUUUCUCUCGGAGGAAUGCCUGGCUCAGACGUCUGUUCCACGGCCUCACAUACAGCUCACGCCGCCGCCCACAUGUCGGCCAUCAACCACAUGCAGCACCACCACCAUCCACAAUCCAUGAACAUGCAUCCUCACGGGUUGGGCUCCCACAGUUCCCUGGGGACGGUCGGUGGAGACGCGGAGCCUGAUCCCCGGGAAUUGGAGUCUUUUGCAGAAAGGUUCAAACAAAGGCGGAUCAAACUUGGGGUGACUCAAGCGGACGUGGGGGCGGCCCUGGCCAACCUUAAGAUCCCCGGGGUCGGGUGUCUCAGCCAGAGUACCAUCUGCAGGUUCGAGUCCCUUACGCUGUCGCACAACAACAUGGUGGCUCUGAAGCCCAUCCUGGAGGCCUGGCUAGAGGAGGCGGAGCGGGCACAGAGGGAGAAGAUGACCAAGCCAGAGCUGUUUAACGGGGGAGACAAAAAGAGGAAACGCACUUCUAUCGCCGCACCUGAGAAGCGCUCUCUGGAGGCUUAUUUCGCUGUGCAGCCGAGGCCCUCAUCCGAGAAAAUCGCCGCAAUCGCCGAGAAACUGGACCUGAAAAAGAACGUGGUCCGGGUUUGGUUUUGCAAUCAGAGGCAAAAGCAGAAACGAAUGAAGUUUUCUGCAACGCACUAAGACCAGCAAAGCCGGGGAUCUCUGCCCCGAUUACAAAAAAGACAAAUCAGAGACAUGCUGCUGCUGCACACUGUCAGAAAAACAAGGUUCACCGUUGUGCCUUUUGCUACUAGGGCAGAUCCUGUUUGACACCCGGCCGGGACCCAUAGGUGCACACUUAAUAAAACCAAGUCACAUAGCCUCUCAUCAAGUGUUAUUGCAGAGUACGGUCAUUGUCUUGGUUCUUCAGAUAGAAGAUGCUCAUUAACUGGUUUUGCUUUGCAGAAUGAAUAAAUAAUAUGGCAUUGAAAAUGUAAUUAUUUAUUUUACUGAAAAAAACAAACACUUUUUCUAACUAAAGAAUGGACGAAAUUUGUGAGUUUUUAAAAUUUUGUUCCUGUUUUUUAAGAAUCAUCACAAGGAGCAGAAUUCACAGCCGUGUGUUUGUUUGCACCAGCGCCUGAACUGCAGAUAUGGAAACGAUUUCAUACAAAGUAUUCGACACGGGCAGCGGCGUUUUGCUUUUGAAGCAAAUGCAAAGAAACAGGUCUGUGGAGUGUUUCAGUAUUUUAGGUUUGGAUGGGAGACACUUGAUGACUAUUCGCCGCUCAGUAUAAACCGGGACUUCUAAUAAGUUCAGCCUCAGCAGCCACAAAAAAUAACCGGAUACAACGGUGUACCUUCUUUAUUCUGACAGUGGAGACGGAGCAUUGGGACUGGGAGAAAAAAAAAAAAAGACUGAGACCCUGUCCAAAAACUCGAGACUCUUAAAUCUUUAUUCUUCUCCACAGAAUAGGCUAUUGCUCCCUUGAGAUGUGGGAGAAAGUGAGCAUUGCGGCAGAAAAAGAGGGGGAACAAUGCUCCGUCCCAUUCAUUCACAUGGCAAUUAUUGUACUAAAGAAAAUAAAAAAAAUAAUAAUAAUGACGGCAAUUGAGGAAUAAUAAUUAUUAUCCUCAGUAGC
This is a messenger RNA of Archocentrus centrarchus (flier cichlid), 2209 nucleotides long. RefSeq names its product POU class 4 homeobox 4 (gene pou4f4). The coding region runs from base 219 to 1268 and encodes 349 amino acids. The transcript has 2 exons. Gene Ontology annotation, biological process: regulation of transcription by RNA polymerase II. The record is from RefSeq and is a predicted model, not a curated record. Gene Ontology annotation, molecular function: RNA polymerase II cis-regulatory region sequence-specific DNA binding; DNA-binding transcription factor activity, RNA polymerase II-specific. NCBI's taxonomy places the organism in Eukaryota, Metazoa, Chordata, Actinopteri, Cichliformes, Cichlidae.